Paramecium octaurelia is the source of this 973-nucleotide messenger RNA. The record is from the annotation of a GenBank genome assembly. NCBI's taxonomy places the organism in Eukaryota, Ciliophora, Oligohymenophorea, Peniculida, Parameciidae.
AUUUUCUGCACUAAUGAGUUAAUUUUAAAGACCUACAUCAUCAAGAAAAGGCACUAAUACUCUUCCAAUCCAAUCAGGAGAUUUAGAAGAAUAUAUGUAUUAAUUGAUUUUGAUAGUAGUCAAAUAUUAUACGAUCAUUAAAAGAGUUGUGAGAAAGCUGGCAAGUAUUUGGAAGCUGAUCAAGCAAAGAAAAGACUGGCAGAAUUAAAGAAAGAAUUAGAUCUAAAAAACAAAGGAGAUGUCAAAGAUAGACACUGCUCAGAGAAACAAGACAUUGAAAAAGCACAUCUUGAAGAAUUCAAUUAAUUUAAUUAGUUUUGGGAUCAAAAGAUGGUAGAAUUUGAUAACGAAGCUUAAAAAGUGAAGGAAUAAACUCUGUAAAGACACGAAGAAGAAUUAAGAUAAUUUUCAGAAGAAUUAGAAAAUAGCCUUCCUGUAAAACCAAAGGAUUCAGCUGAGCUUUUGGCCUUGAGAAAGACUGAAGAAUAAUUGGCUAGACAAGAAAAGUACUCUAUAGUGUUAUACAAUUAGUUAUUUAGAAGCACAUGUUAUUUAGUCUAGAAUCUAGGCCUAAGAAAGAGAUGAAUAUGAGAAGUGGACCUCCUGUAGAUAACAAAAGAUUAGAAAUUUGAUUACCCAAUUGAGACAGAAACAAAUUAAUGAGUUGAAUGCUCUAACAUAGAGAAUCCUAAGUGGAUAAGAGGAAUAAAGGAAAAUUCGAUCUCAAGAAUUAGAAAAGUGAAUUUGUUGAUCUAAUUUUAGGUUACUCUAAAAAUAUUAAAAUGUGAGAAAAGAACUAGAAAGCCAAUAAACUCAAGAGAUCACAAGACUUGACAAGACAAACAAAACAUAAUGUACCAUAUUUGUUUACAAUUAUAGCUAUUAUGCAACAAUCCAGAAUGAAUCAAUCAAGGAUGCAAUCAAGUUAAGCUAAGGAUGAGAAUCAGUAUAUAAGAUGAUAUUUAGUUAAAAU